UGUGGGCGGGGAGAGGCGGAGCCUGCAAGUGUUCUAGGUGGACCCGGCCCGCCUUCCUUUACCUGGGAGCCUGAGCGAGCCCCGGAGGGUUUUGAUUCCCUAAUUUAACCGGUAUCUAGAUCACCAUGGCGACUGGAAAGAAGUUGAUGAGAGCCAUUAGAGUUUUUGAAUUUGGUGGACCAGAAGUACUGAAACUCCAAUCUGAUGUUGCUAUACCAUUUCCCAAAGACAAUCAGGUUCUAAUCAAAGUCCAUGCAUGUGGCGUAAACCCAGUGGAGACAUAUAUUCGCUCUGGGACUUACAGUAGAAAACCACUCUUACCCUAUACUCCUGGUUCAGAUGUGGCUGGGGUAAUACAAGCUGUUGGAAAUAAUGUGUCUGCUUUUAAGAAAGGUGACAGAGUCUUCACGAGUGGCACACUCACCGGGGGCUAUGCAGAGUAUGCUGUCGCAGCAGACCACACCGUUUACACACUGCCAGAGAAGCUGGACUUUAAACAAGGGGCAGCCAUCGGGGUCCCAUAUUUUACUGCUUAUCGAGCUCUGUUUCACAGUGCCCAUGUGAGAGCUGGAGAAAGUGUUCUGGUUCAUGGGGCUAGUGGAGGAGUUGGACUAGCAGCAUGCCAAAUUGCGAGAGCUUAUGGCUUAAAGGUUUUGGGCACAGCUGGCACUGAGGAAGGACAAAAGAUUGUUUUGCAGAAUGGAGCCCAUGAAGUGUUUAAUCACAGAGAAGUUAAUUAUAUUGAUAAAAUUAAGAAAUCUGUUGGUGAAAGUGGAAUCAAUGUAAUUAUUGAAAUGUUAGCUAAUGUAAAUCUUAGUAAGGAUUUGAAUCUUCUGUCACGUGGAGGACGAGUAGUAGUUGUUGGUAGCAGAGGUCCUAUUGAAAUAACACCCCGGGAUACCAUGGCAAAGGAAUCUAGCAUAAUUGGAGUUUCUCUCUAUUCAUCAACUAAGGAGGAAUUUCAGCAAUAUGCUGCAGCCCUUCAAGCUGGAAUGGAAAUUGGUUGGUUGAGACCUGUGAUAGGUUCUCAGUAUCCAUUGGAGAAGGUGGCCCAGGCUCAUGAAAAUAUCAUUUAUGGCAGUGGGGCUACUGGAAAAAUGAUUCUUCUCUUACAGUGAUGAAUUCUUCCAUGUAUUUCCUGUGUGAAUAGAAGUUUCUUACCCUAGUUUUUGUUGCAUAAUUUUUGCUUUACUUAGACUCGUUUGAUUUAGUGAGUUUCUUAUAUUAAAGAAGACUUACUUUUAGAGAUCAUGGGCCUCGAAGUGCAAUUUACUUUGUAGCUGGCAAAGUCUUUUAUGCUUCCACUCUGAAUUAAGGAGUCCUCAUAUUAGAAAAUACAUGUUUGUGGUCAUUUGGCAUUGGAGUGCAUUACAGAAAUUCUGAACUGACACUUGGUGAUUGAUUCCAUACCUCUGACUAAAACAUGGUAAUUCAAAAUAAGAUAACUUGAUUUCCAAGCCCAUUUCUCCUUAGAAAGGUUUUUCAGUCUCUGAUUAGCCCUCAACUGCAUUGGAGUUUGAAGAUUUUCUGGACUAAAAGAACCCCAUUUCCAAGGUAAUCUCACUUGGAUCUAGAAGUCUCUUGGAAAAGCAAGAAUAAGCAACUUUGAGAGAAAUUUAUAAGUUUUUAUUUUCCAGCGUAUUAGAACAUUCACUGUGUUAGUGGUUGAUGACCAGUGACUCAUGUUUUGUAAAGAGAGCAGUCUUAUAUUUGGUACAAUGUAGUACUGGAGACUAGGUGCUAGGUCUUUAAAUAGAUACUUCUUGAUUGAUUAGAUUUUCAAACUGGACUGAGACUUACCUGAUUAUGUCAUAUAUUUUUAUUUAAAUUAAACAACCAGAUUUGAUACAUUAAGGAUGAUCUGCUUCUGCUUCAUAAUUUGGUAACCUGCAGGAAAUCCUGUAGGAAAUUAAAACCUUUGUUUACCUGGCUUAUCUUUGUGUAGUACUUGCCUUACUUCAUUUUUACAUAGCUCCUCCUGAUUACUUCCUAGUAGUGUUCUGUGCUGCAGGUCUUCAUUUAAAACUAAAUGAGCAGAGCAGAUGAUUACUUAGAAUUCUUGCCAUCAAUAUUAUAUCCAAGGAAGUGAGAUUUCAUUGUUUGUUUGUUCUUGUUUUUCUUCAUAUGAACAUAGCCUCCUGUCUGUAUUACAUUGUAUGGAGGUUUUGUUGAAUGACAGCUUCUAAUUUGAACAUGAAUUUCUACUUUAAUAAUGAGCGGAAAGUGCUGCUAACUUGUAUAAUUGAGGGGUGUCAUUGAUUUUUGGCUGUAUGUUCUAAGGAUGAGGUGUUUUGCUAUUAGCAUUUUCCCAGUUUAUUCACUAUUUCUUUUAUAGGUCAGUCAUCCUGGGAAAUAGCAUGUUGAAAUAAGUGUUAAAAAAGUAGUGUUUUUAAUCUAGACCAGCAUUAUCUGCAUAUCCUAAAAGGGAGGAUUCCUUUGCAUACAAAAUGAUAAAAAGAAUAAUUAUUCUAUAAGAGUCUCUUUAGUCUGUUUGCACAUUUGCCUCAUCUAUAGACUAAGCGAAAGCAUACUGAUGACUUAACAUCUUGCAACCCUUUGAUACAGUUCACUUAAUUUCAAAGGCAACACUAGCCAGGCUUUGUGCAUUAACUACCAUAUUUAUGACUGCAUAGCUUUGGAUAUGUUUCCUGCAUGAAUCUCUGUGUAGAUUUUAGUUCCAUUCUUGUCCCAACUUAGAACCAACUAAAUUCACUGCACUGUUGGUGCCAGUGGCUGGAAGGCUAUUAUACCGGAGCAGUGCCUGUCCCUAUACAAAUUAAAGAAUAAUCUAUAGAAUCAACAAACAUUAGUUCAUGUCUCAGCUCUCUGAACUUCUGUUCAUUUGCUUUGACCUUAGAAUCAUAUAAUGUGUUAGAGAUCAAGUGAUUCAGGCACCCUAAGUCCAAGAAAGCCAAAUGACUUGCCAAAGUUCACAUGACCGGUAGAUUCAAACUCAGCUGACAUAUUUUGGUAGGUUUUUGAUUUAAAACCUGAAUUUUUAUUUCUGGCUUGCUGUAACUGGUUGCUGUAGGAGUUGAGCUAUCUGCUUUCCAGCCUCACUUUACCUGAGACUCCUAGUUCCUUAUCCUAUUAAUCAUUUCACUUUGAUGUCACUUAUCACUUGAUUUGACAAUCUUUUAUGAAAGGACUAUCCUAUUAUCCUUUAGUUCAAAAUAUUUACUGAUUAUUUAGAGUUUGAGAAAGCCCUCUGGUGGAAUUCUGUCAACCUGGAGUUGACAGAGCCAAGCAAAACAUUUUAGAGUUGUGUAUGAACACAUACACAAACACACACACACACACAGCCACGUAUGUGUAAAUAAGGAAUCUCAUGCAAUUUAUAUGGGCUGACAAGUUUACAUUUAUAGGGCAGAUCAGCAGGACUUUUUAUUUUUUAAUUGCCGUGUUAAAGUAGAAUUCGUUCUCUGGGAAACAUCAGUUUUUGUUCUCAAUUCCUUUGACCGAAUAACCUCACCUGCACUAGAGGGUAACUACCUAAAGUCAAUUGCUGACUCUUGGUAAGCACAUAAACAAAACAUGAUGAGUUUAUGUUGACACAUAAAGCUGACCAUCACAAGGGCUAAUAUGGAGACACAGAUGAGGGGCAGUUAGCUUGGAAUUUCCAAUAACACAUUUAAUGUUUUUGAUAAAUUUGUUAGCUGCCUUUAUCCUUAGUAACUUUGACCAUAGAGGUACAAAAUAACGUGGAUGCUUUUGAAAGGGAAAAAAAAAAUUGAGUAGCAUUUUAUAAUGUCCAUAGCUCAGCUUUAUUGAGGCAAGAAAUUCUAUGUGUGCCAAGGGGUUAGCACAAUUCACAGUAUAAAGAACUUUUUUUCUGCACAUGAUACCUCCCAAGAGCAACAAAACCUAUCAGAUCACUUUGACCUGGCUCUCUCAGCCUCCUCAAUCACAUCUCACAGGCAGGAAAACACCUCAGCUCAAACCUUAAUUCUCUUUUCAACACUAACAUUUUUUAGUAGAGUAAUUUUUUAAAUGUCUUUUGAAAAUUGUCAUAAGACAAUUUUACUAGUCCAUAGGGUUUCAGGAAUAGCUUAUAUUGUGGAAACUUCAUUCAAGGAAAGAACUUAGGAAAUGUUAUAUCAUAGAUAUUUAAAUUCAUUUAGAUCUGUGUCAGUGAUUGCUGGGACAGUCCACGUAUGUUCUGUAAGAACAUAACCCAUUGCAUGUUAGAAAUACUUUUUAUGCCUGUGUUAAGCAAAGCCAGAGAUUAACAGCCUCUGGUUUAUCCUCAGCUCCAAAUAAAAAUACCAACAAAGACUUCCCAACAAUAUUGGGAAUUAGAGACAAGAAGUCACCCUGUGCCAAAUCCAUGGGAAUUUUUACUAAUUCAGUGCCAGUCAUUUGAUUCAUUGACCCAAAUUAGUUGCAAAAUAGGUAGGAAAAAGCCUCAACUCGGUUACUGCCAUUAAGUCAGGACACACAAGCUACGUUACCUGGAAAAGCAGGCCCUGAGUUGAUGAGAAAUCCUCUGAGCUAGCAAGGUAUUGUGCACACUCCUCAGCGUUCCUGUUUUUCACUGUCAUCUUCAUUUUAGAGACUAUGGAUUUUAAUUUUUGGCACAGCUGUAGAUCAGGAGAGAGGGGGCUUUGCAUCCUUGGGUAUACAGUCACUGCAGAGAAAGCCUCACAAAUGGAUAGAGAGAGGGAUCCCUGGAUUGCAGCAUGUGCUGGAGAAUGUACAGCACUGUGCAAAGAGUAGUUGUCUGAUUUAGAGAAAGCCUAUGAUAAAUUUAGGAACCUGAAAAAAGGGUUCUAAACUUCCUUGUGGAAAAGAGGACAAAUAUCCAAGACAUUUCAGGAAUAAAAUGUGUUACAAUGAGUCCCAGUACAUAUGAAAUUUUUUCCCAAAUUAGAGUUAAUAGAGUUUAAUUAGUCCACAAGUAACUAGAUUGGUAGAACAAAAUAAGUGUCUAGAAAAGUUUCUCACUAUUGUGGGUAAUUAAAAAUGGUUUUACUGUUGGGGAAAAUAUUAUUCAGUAAGUGAACUGGCUACCCACUUGGGAAAAAAAGGAAAACUGGAAUCUGACUUCACAUAAAAUCUCAAAAACUUGUAGAUGGUUCAAAAAUUUAAAUAUAAAAAAAAUUAAAGUCAUGGUUGAAAUUCUUACAGUCUUGAGAGGUGAAAAGCUGUUACCAUUAUUCAAAAGGUCAAACUAGUCAUGAAUCACUUAAUGUUUUGGUCAAUGACAGACAGCGUCCUUGAGGGAUCCUAACAGGCUCUAACUGCAGCCUAGGUGUGUAGUGCCUGUUCCAGCUGGGUUUGUGUAAUUACAGUCUAAGAUGUCUGAACAAGGAUGAAAUAUCCUAACAUGCAUUUAUCAGAAUAAUAUCCCUGUUGUUAAGUGAUGUGCGACUAUGUAAAAUAAAGAGCCAAGUAGAAAAAGACAU
Messenger RNA from Talpa occidentalis (Iberian mole), 5405 nucleotides. It is a transcript of the gene CRYZ, whose product is annotated as crystallin zeta. Gene Ontology annotation, cellular component: cytosol. The record is from RefSeq and is a predicted model, not a curated record. Gene Ontology annotation, molecular function: NADPH binding; mRNA 3'-UTR binding; zinc ion binding. NCBI's taxonomy places the organism in Eukaryota, Metazoa, Chordata, Mammalia, Eulipotyphla, Talpidae. The coding region runs from base 126 to 1118 and encodes 330 amino acids. The transcript is spliced from 9 exons.